Messenger RNA from Ciona intestinalis (vase tunicate), 3846 nucleotides. Lineage: Eukaryota; Metazoa; Chordata; Ascidiacea; Phlebobranchia; Cionidae. The record is from RefSeq and is a predicted model, not a curated record.
UGCAGUUCUACUUAUUGCAUAAAUGUGACAAACACAUUCAGUAGCAUAAUACUAUUAAAACAAAAAUGGCGCACGUUAUAAAACCAAAUAAGAAAUUAAAGCAAGCUCAACUAAACUUUGGUGGCAGCAAAACAAAACCAAAGCUGAGAAUUCAAUUUAAAAAUAAAACACCAGAACCUGAAAGUGAGGAAGUAGCAAUUGUAAAUGAUAUUGUGUUUAAUUCAAUAUCUCAUAGUGGUGAUGCUGCAACGUGCCGAAAAACACUAACAUCAGGUGAAGAAAAUAUUCAAUGUCCUGAAGUUUCAACUUCAACUUUGAACUCGGAAACUGAGAAACCCACAGGCACAGAUGUUAUUGUAAUUGAUGAUUCUUCAUGUGAUGGUGAUAUGAGUAAGUUAUCUACUGAGAUGUCAAGAAACAUAGAUGAAGUUAUUAAUGUUGUUAUCGCUCGUGGUUUAUCUAACCAACAUGAGAUGAUUGAAAACCGAGAUGUAUCUCGUGAGAAUAAGAAGAGAAGAAGAUCAAAAUCUCCAAAUCCUACUUCAAAUUUAGAAAUUUUAGAACAUGGACAAAAUGCAGACAAAACAGUUGACUGUGACAUCACAGGGCAGCUGCAUUCUAAUGUUCCUCUCAUCAUUGUGUCUUCUCCAAGAAGUUCAGAGCACUUGUCGAAAAAACCAAGGUGUUCCAUCAUAGAUAUAAUGGCUAAGAAACCUUGUCAAUCAAAACAGAACUUAAAGGAGAAUUCUGCAAAAAUAACUGAGUUAGCUGAAGGAGAAACCACAAUGAAAAGAAAACGACAAAGAUCUGGUUCACCAAAAAAUUCCCCAACUAAAUUAGAGCCUGUGUUGGAAACUAAAAACUCUGUAAACAACAACUUGCAUAAAGAUGAUGCAGUAAUAACUCACUGUGAAAAGACAGAUCUAACGGUGACAGAGAAUAAGGUAGAAGAAAUUGAUGAAAAACCGGAAGAACUGAUGUUGUCCAUGACGGAUACAUCUAAUAUUGAGAUGGACACGACGUGUGAAGACAUGGACACUUCUGGGGUGGAUCUAAGCUCAAAUGAAACAUCACCAAACAAUAAAAAUACUUCCCCUGCCUUAAAGAAAGCAAAAAGAGUGAGGAAAGUAAAUGCUACUGUGCAGAAACGUAUUGAGGAAAAGGCAAAAGAACGUGAAGAAAAGAAAAAACAAAAAGAAUUUCGUGAAAAAGAAAAAUUGGAAGCCAAGAAAAAAAGGGAGGAAGAAAGAAUUUCUAAAGAAGAGGAGAAGAGAAAAAAGAAAGAAGAAGAAGAAAAACUCAAGCAAGAGAAGUUGAGACUAAAACAAGAAGAAAUGGAAAGAAAAAAGAUGGAACAAGAAGCAAAGAGGCUUGAAAGAGAACAAAAGGAAGAAGAGAAAAAGAAAGAACGCGAAAAAAGGGAAGUAGAGAAAAAAUUAAAAGAAGAAGCGAAACUAAAGCUUAUUCAAGAAAAGGAAAAAGCUGAAGAAGAGAAAAAAAAGAAAGAAAUGAAAAGAGCUUCAAACUUCAUGGGUUUCUUCACUUCACCAGCGAGAGCAAAUGCACCAAAAAAGCCACCCCAGCAAAAGCAAGUUGGCUCAUUUGUUCCUUUUCAAGUGAAAACUGGGAUGUCCAUUGCUCCAAUACAAAGAAGGAAUGUCUCAGAAUCAUCAAGAUCUUUAUUGCUUGAACAAAUCAAGCAGCAGAAUUCCUCAUCUAACUACCUCCAGGAAAUAAACAGUGAAGUUUUUCAACCACGAAAAUCUUGUUCAACCAUUGCUAAGCAUAGCAAACAACUUUUAAGUCUCACAGAUGAUGGUUUAGAGUUAGUUGGCAGUGGUGAAGACAGCAGAACAAGUUGUGUGCUUCAAGUUCGGGCAAACUUCUACAAUUUUGUGAAAACAACCGACCCCCUUAUUAUGGGACUUACAGGAAGACAAGCAAAUAUAUUCAACCUCGUAAUCCACUCAAGAAAGACACGAAUCUAUUGGAUUACGAAGUUGAUUCUGAUGAUGAAUGGGAAGAUCCUGGUGAAGGUGAAGAUAUUGUUAAUAGUGAUGGGGAAGAGGAAGGAGAUAAAGAAGAUGAAGAGGAGGAAGGGGAUGGAUUCUUUGUUCCCCAUGGUUAUUUAUCAGAUGAUGAAGGAAUUGAUGAAGAUGCAGAUGAGGAAACUGGUGGAGAUAUUUCAGACCAAAAACUUAAAAUGAAACAAAAAGAGUUUGAAAAUUCCUUUAAAAGAAAACUUCAAGUUUUAACGGUCAAGAAAAUUGGUUGUGUGUGGGAGUGUGACCAACAUAAAUGUCAACCACAGGACUUGGAUUUGUUAAAAGGAUAUAAAAUAAAAUGUUUCACCACAAGUCCAAUAAACUUGGAUGAGUUACCUCCAUCCAAACCAUUGAACACAACUUCAAACAAUGAUCAACCGAAGGCUCCCAAGAAUGGAGUUCCUGAAGAAGCGAUGCCUGAUUUGAUCCGUUUACUUCAUGGAAGUCCACACAGCUCCCAACGCUUGGUGAAAGAAUUUCAAGUUUAUUGGGAAUAUAAGAAUACCAUAGGUUGCGCCCCUAAUCAUGGACCACUACCUUUAAAUACUCUUGACACCAGGGUUUCUGGGUCCAACAUCACCCAAGAGGAAUCUCAAAAAUUUCUCCCUCCCUCCAAUGCAUCUUCUCCAAGUCUUCCCAAACCAUCCCUUGUCAUCCAAAGUCCUUCAUCACAGAAGAUCUCAGCAUCUCCAUCACAAAGCAGAGUUGCUGGAGUCGAUUUAUUGUCCCAGAUGGACAAGGGACCUUUCUGGAUCUCUAAAUCUCAGUUAACAAAGAAAAUCAAAGAGAUUGGAGCUUAUGGGAGAAAGGAAACUUUAAACCGCUCGUGUUGGUUUGUAUUGGAUGCAACAUUUGAGAAAUAUUCUCUGGACCCCAAAAACUACCCGCUGCCCGCACGUUGGGGUUACAUUACCCAGGUCCCUGAUAUCUACUUAGGGGAAAUCCCAGUAGCCCCUACCACACCCAACAGCUCUUCAAACAACCAAGAAAAUCCACAAAUGAAAAUCGGAAAAUUUGCUCACAAAGUUUCCGCAGAAGACUUGUUGGAAAAAAGCAUUUUAAAAUGCAUGCAGGAGAAAGCAAAGCAAGAAUCCCAACCAGAACCCUCAACAAGUUUACAUAAAUUCACCACCAAGGUAUCUGCUGAUGAGUUGCUUGAAAUAUCUCGUCAGAAGUCCAUGCUAGAACAGGAGUCAAAAAAAAGUCGUCGUGUUGAGCUGACGACGCUCGCAUUGAAGAGCCAGGAUGAAGAGAAUGUUGAUCCUGACUCCUCCUCCCAACCUCCACCAUCCUUUGGAGUUCCAUCUCACUCUGCGUUCAAAUCUUUCUUCAAAAUGAGUGAUUCAGUUCCAGAAGCAAAAAAAUCAGCUUUGCUGCCAAAUAAGACUGAAGAUACAAAACCAGUCACGAAUGUGGACUCUGCGUGAAAUGUCUUGUUCUUCCAAGAGUUUGAAGAUAUGAUCAUGGUGGUUCAAAAAGACGGAAUGCUCCAACAAACUCUUCCCUAUUUUUCUAACAUUGCUUUUCUUUCAACUUCGAUUCUAGUCAAUUCUUUCGCGUUCUUUAUAUGUACAGCUAUACCUUUUUUCAAUAAAUCCUGUAGCAUCUUUUUUAUGUAAGAGACCGGGAAAAUCGCUACAUUGCUUCCAUCUACAACAUUGAUACCUAUUAUACAAGAGAAAAAAAAUCGUCAAUAUUUUUGGAGUACCUGAUUUUGUUUCAACAGUGUUCGGUUUAUUGGCCUGUUAAUCCCUUCACAUUGCCGCGUUUGUAGUUCUAAUAAACAACAGAUUAAACCGUG